AUGAGUGCUGCGCCCGACUGGAAAGCCGAUUUGGCAGCGAAGCGCAGGCAGCGUGAACGGGAGACUGAUGUUGAACGACGGUGGCAAGAUGUGAUGGAUAAAAACGGUGAAGGGGCACCAGAAUGGCUGAAGGAGGCUGCAAUGAAAAAGAAGGCCAUGCAGAAACAAGAUGAUGGUCUGGUUCCUUGGAUGCGGGAAGUGAAGCGAACCAACAAGGAUCUGGCGAGAAAAAUUGCAGAAGUCCAUCAAGCAGAAAAGGAAGCCGCGGAAGUAACUGCUGCGCAACAGCCACCGAUUACAGCUAAAGAAACUACCAUACAAUCGUCCUAA
Molecule: messenger RNA, 330 nt
Organism: Opisthorchis viverrini
Lineage: Eukaryota; Metazoa; Platyhelminthes; Trematoda; Opisthorchiida; Opisthorchiidae
Exons: 1
Coding region: 1-330 (109 amino acids)
Source: RefSeq, a predicted model, not a curated record